AUGACUCAACAUCUAGGAGAUCAUCUGGAGGACCACCUGGAGCCUUCCAAAGAAGACGGUCUUUACUACAAGGACACUGACCAAAAGACUACCCACUCUAUCGAUAAAGACGACAAAAACGAAAUUGAAUUCACCGAGAUUGAAACCACAUCGAUCAUCUCCCAGGGAUACUCUCAGACAUGGGCCACCUACACCGAUGAACAUAACCCCGACGGGCUCAGAAUUGCCACAGACGAAGAUCGAGCGACUCUAAGACGAGUAGCUGCUCCAAUUGGAGCCAUGACUUACAUGCUGUCUCUUGUUGAGUUCGCAGAGCGAGGCUCGUACUAUGGUCUGACCAACGUCAUUUCCAACUUUGUCCAGUUCCCUCUCCCUAAGGGCGGAAAUGGCUGGGGAGCCACACCUGCCGGUUCUCAGUUGACAGCGGGAGCCCUAGAUCAGGGUCUUCAAGUCGCCACGGCUCUGACUCUGGUUUUGCAGUUUUUAUCCUACUUGACACCUCUUCUAGGAGCCUACCUUGCCGAUUCCAAAUAUGGACGUUUCAAGACCAUCUGGGCCGGUACGAUCAUCUGUGGAAUUGGCCAUAUUGUGAUUGUGAUUGCCGGAAUUCCCGGAAUCAUAGAGCACCAGAAAGCUGCUCUAGGAAUCUUUAUUGCUGGACUAAUGAUCUUUGCCUUUGGAACCGGUCUCUUCAAGCCCAACUUGCUUCCACUAUUGCUGGAACAGUACAGAGAAGACAACAACUGGGUGAAGAAGAUGCCCAAUGGAGAACUCGUGGUGAUUGACAAAGAAUCGACUCUUCAACGAAUGACUCUCGUCUACUACUGGUCUAUCAACGUGGGAGCUUUUCUUGGUCUGGGAACUGCUUAUGCCGAAAAAAGAAUUGGUUUUUGGCUCGCUUUUCUGGUUCCCACUAUUCUCUACUUCUUCCUCCCCCUGUUUCUCUGGAUCAUCAGAAACAGGGUUUACAAGGCUCCUGCUUCUGAAGAUUCUCUCAUUGCUGGAUUCUUAGGAGUCAUCUACCAAAGACUGUUCAAGAAGGACUCCACAUACUCCGAGAAGUUUCAAACUGACGUCUGGGCCACUCUCAAAGCCACCCGCUUCUUCCUUUUCUUUCCAAUCUACUUUAUCAACGAUGGAGGCAUUGGAGCACUGUCUAAUUCUCAGGGUAGUUCAAUGAUCACCAAUGGAGUCCCCAACGAUCUUCUCAACAACUUCAACCCUCUCACGAUUAUUGUGGCAGUACCGAUAGUCAACUACGGACUAUAUCCUCUACUGAGACGCUACAAAAUCAACUUUCGGGCCUCGUUCCGAAUCUUUUUGGGCUUUAUGCUGGCAGCUUUUUCUCCCAUGAUUGGAGCUAUUCUUCAAUGGAGAAUCUACGAGACUUCCCCCUGUGGAUACUAUGCCACCCAAUGUGAAGCUGGAGUAGCUCCAAUCACCAUCUGGUGGCAAGUCUUCCCUUAUGUCUGUACUGCUUUGUCUGAGAUCUUUGCCAUCACUACCUCAUACGAACUAGCUUACUCUCUGGCUCCAGAACAUAUGAGAUCACUUGUUAUGGCACUGCUACUGUUUAUGUCUGCCUUCAGUACGGCUAUUCAGACAGGUCUGACUCCGGCUUUGGUCGAUCCGCAUCUCAUUUGGCCGUUUGUGGGCAUCUCAGCAGCAGGAGGAGCCUUCGCCAUCGCCUUUCUCUUUUGCUACUGGAACCUCGGAAAAGGUCAGAAGUUGUCAGUCUAG
Molecule: messenger RNA, 1740 nt
Organism: Yarrowia lipolytica CLIB122
Lineage: Eukaryota; Fungi; Ascomycota; Dipodascomycetes; Dipodascales
Biological process (GO): oligopeptide transport; transmembrane transport
Cellular component (GO): membrane
Molecular function (GO): transmembrane transporter activity
Source: RefSeq, a predicted model, not a curated record